Messenger RNA from Dendrobium catenatum, 873 nucleotides. Its product is annotated as DNA polymerase epsilon subunit 4. The coding region runs from base 46 to 534 and encodes 162 amino acids. The record is from RefSeq and is a predicted model, not a curated record. Gene Ontology annotation, cellular component: nucleus. Gene Ontology annotation, molecular function: DNA binding; protein heterodimerization activity. The transcript is spliced from 4 exons. NCBI's taxonomy places the organism in Eukaryota, Viridiplantae, Streptophyta, Magnoliopsida, Asparagales, Orchidaceae. Gene Ontology annotation, biological process: regulation of DNA-templated transcription.
ACCAAGGCAUUCUCAUGCUCGAUCACAUUGUCAAGUGUCCUUGCCAUGAAGAAGUCAGCAUCGUCGCCCAAGGAGAGGAAGAGGAAGGAGGCGGAGGGUUCUGGUGGAAUGGACGAUGCUGAGACGCCGACCAAGAAGAAGAAGUCCAGCAAGAGUUUGGAUUCCGGUGGUUCCUCCUCUUCAUCUCCUCCGGCGACAGCUUUGGCUUCUGAUGGCGCUUUCUGUAGCUUUCCCAUGAGCCGCGUGUGGCGCCUUGUCCGCGGUGAGUGCGGUGUUGCUGCUGCUGCAGAAAUUCGCACUACUGCCGAUGCCGUAUUUAUAAUCAACAAAGCGUCUGAGAUGUUCUUGAAACGGCUAACGGAGGAUGCUUAUACAUUUGCUAAGUCGGAAAACAAAAAAUAUAUCUCUUACAGCCACCUUUCAUCUACAGUUAACCAAGCGAAAAGAUACGAGUUCCUUUCAGAUUUCGCUCCUGAGAAGAUAAGAGCUGAAGACGCCUUGAAGUCAAGGUCUUUGAUUGAAGCAGGAACAUAGAAAUAUGAGGCCAAAUCAUCUCCUCAUAAAAAAAAAAAAAAAAAUUUCUUUAUGAGUCUCUUAUGAGGUAAGGUAAGAUAGAUUUCCAUUAAGAAAUUUUCUGUGGAUCUCUCAUAUUUUGAUAUUUAAAUAUUUGGCCUGGAAAACGUUAAGGUUCAGUCCAAGCAUGUAAGUCUUUGCCGUGGAGAAAAGCUUGGCCUCAGUUUUUAAUGCUAAUGUGGUCAAUUUGAUGUCUUAAUCAUUGAUGUUGACAUACUACCUUAAAGCUUAUGUGACAUUUCAAAGGAAUAUAGGGUUCAAAUUGUUAAAAGAUUUAAUAUGUUCAUAAAUUUGUCUUGC